UAAGGCGUUGACGGAAGAUUUUGGAAUCCACACUGUGCAUUCGAUAAAAUGUAACAGAGAUAACAGAAAGUUCUGAAUGCACAGUACGGUUGCACAGUAGAAUCACGUGAGCCGGUCAGGUGUACUCCGAGUCGUCCAAGAUGGCUGACCAUCGGUUACGACAGAGGGCGCAAUCAUUCAUCAUAACAGGAAUAAUAUUAAUCAUUAUUGGCAUUAUAUUAGAAGCAAUUCUUUGGUGGUUUUUCUACAUUGGCGCCAUUUGUUUCAUUGCGGGCGUAUGUUUACUAGUUACCGGGAUCGUCUGGCACUGUCAAUCGAACAGAGGCGGCGCAUCGGUGAACGUAGUACAGGUUACUCAUCAAACUGGUCCAACGGUCAUCGCGACAUCGACCAUGCAUUCCACUAUACAUGCCCCUCCUCAAUACCCACCACCUAUGUACGGGGCACCACCACAAUCGCUACCAACUGGACCAACGCCAGGGUAUAUGCCUCCCACGGCACCUCCUUUAUACGGACACCCUCCCUCAUAUGGCAACAACCCCACAUAUUAUCCAGGGAAUUCACAGCCAGUUAAUUACACACAGCCGCCACCAAAUUACAGCAUGCAGACACAGCCAGGCCCAGGAUACUGAAUAACGGCUUUCUAAGUUGACAAGGC
Messenger RNA from Saccoglossus kowalevskii, 658 nucleotides. RefSeq lists its product as uncharacterized. NCBI's taxonomy places the organism in Eukaryota, Metazoa, Hemichordata, Enteropneusta, Harrimaniidae. The record is from RefSeq and is a predicted model, not a curated record.